This is a messenger RNA of Tyto alba (common barn owl), 3507 nucleotides long. RefSeq names its product C1q and TNF related 3 (gene C1QTNF3). Gene Ontology annotation, molecular function: protein binding. The record is from RefSeq and is a predicted model, not a curated record. Lineage: Eukaryota; Metazoa; Chordata; Aves; Strigiformes; Tytonidae. The transcript is spliced from 6 exons. The coding region runs from base 91 to 1035 and encodes 314 amino acids.
GCUGAAAGGACCAUAUAACUACUGGUGCAGCAAAGAGGUUCUCCUUCUGUAAGACAUUUGCUGGACUCCUGCAAAAUUAUUUUGAAUAACAUGGCAGAGAAGGAUUUCAUCAGUUGGCAUCUACUGGCUUUAUUUUUUCUUCCAUUUUGCCUGUGUCAAGAUGAAUACAUGGAGGUGAGCAGAAGAUCUUAUAAACCAGUGGCCAAAGUAUUGCAAAGUCACCACCAGACUGGCCAUAAAGGUUCCAGAAGCAGGGAAAUAUUGAAACAGCGGAGUCAACUUAUAGAGUGGACUGUUGAUAAUAGCACUUCUACAGACCAAAAAGUCCUGAGACCAGAGGUAGAUGAUGUAGAACUGACUACCUCAGAUAGAGUCCAGCCCCCACAAACUGGACCACAGAAUCCAGACUGUAGUUCCUGCUGUCGUGGUGACUUUGGAGUUCGACUCUACCAAGGGCCCCCAGGACCUCCUGGGCCCCCUGGGAUGCCAGGAAAUCAUGGAAACAAUGGAAAUAAUGGAGCAACUGGCCAGGAAGGAGCCAAAGGUGAGAAGGGAGACAAAGGAGAUAUGGGACCAAGGGGAGAGCGUGGCCAUCAUGGACCCAAAGGCGAGAAGGGCUACCCUGGGAUUCCCCCAGAGCUACAGGUUGCAUUCAUGGCUUCCAUGGCUACUCACUUCAGCAACCAGAACAGUGGGAUCAUCUUCAGUAGUGUCGAAACCAACGUUGGGAACUUUUUUGAUGUCAUGACUGGGAGAUUUGGUGCUCCAGUGAAUGGAGUGUACUUCUUCACCUUCAAUAUGAUGAAACAUGAAGAUGUGGAGGAAGUGUAUGUGUACCUGAUGCAUAAUGGUAAUACAGUUUUCAGCUUAUAUAGCUAUGAAUCAAAAGGCAAAGCAGACACUUCAGGAAACAGUGCAGUCCUAAAACUUGCCAAGGGAGAUGAAGUUUGGCUGCGAAUGGGAAAUGGAGCCCUGCAUGGGGACCAUCAACGCUUCUCCACCUUUGCUGGGUUUCUUCUUUUUGAAACCAAGUAAAAAAAAGAAACAACCCAAUAGAUGUUUAUCUGAGGAAACUUCUUCUUUGGAACUGGUAUUUUUCUCUGGACUGGGAAGUAGCAUUACAACACUGAAAGGUCAAGAAGGCUUGUUUUGAUGCAAUGUGUUGCUCUUUGUGUAUCAGAGAUGAGCUGAAUACAUUGGGUAGAUUCACAGAAGAUAUAUUGUCAUCUGGGUUGUAUCUAGUAAAUCAUUAAAUGUUGCUCUUGUUCUCUUCUCCAAAGUAAUUGAAAAACAAAGGAAAAAGAGUUUAAAUAAUUUAGAGAGCAGUUUACACAGUAAAGUACAUUGUAUCUGUAAACAUACUUUAGUUAAGUAUAUGUCAGGAAUUGAACAAUUGAGUCAAGUUUUUCUGUUCAUUUAUUCAGUUCUUAUUACAUGUGCAUUUAAGUUUGCAUCAUGAAAACAGGCCUGAAUGAAUUCUAAGUAGGCUCAGCUGAGACCAGGUUUAAAGGAAGAUGUUUUUACUGGACUAGAAUGAACUUUAUAAAUAGAAGAAAAAAAUGUGAAAAUAAAGAUGCCAAGGAUUCAGGUUUAUUGCAUUCCCAUCUUAAACCUCUGAAAAUGCAUAAUUUUUCAUAGAUUUUUAGUACAUAGUUAUGCUCACUCUCUCUUUCUUAGAAAAAGUGUGGUAGUAAUUCUUGCCUUAGUAGCAGCUUGAAGGUAAGGUAUUUCAGCCUGCAGUGUGCAGGGGAUCAGACAGGGGAACUCUAAUGUUUCUUCCCAGCCUUCAAAUUGUUAAAACCUGAUGUAACUAAAUGCAGGGUGUCAAAGCAGAGGCAUAUAUGCUGGAAAAGCUGGGAUAUGCUAACAGCACAAACAUAGCAACACACCUUUUGUGGAGCUUGGAUCUCUUUUAGAAGGAUGUACCUUUUAAUAUUUCAUAUUUACUCAACAGUGAAGUUGUUGAUACAGUUUUCCUAGCAGACUUCCAAGAACUAGUAUUUCAGGAACAGACAUUGCAGCUUGGCAAAGCAGCAGCUAACUCUGCUCAAUAUUUAAACAAAUGCAAAUACUGGCUGGCUCAAAAGCUCUGGUCACGGUAAACUGGGCCAUUCUUCAGCAUUAAUAUUUGCCACCAGUUUUUCAAAAUUUGGGUAUGUGAAAUCCUUUCUUACUAUUUUCUUUUCAUAAUAAUCAGCACCAAAUAUACUAAGACAGUACUGAAGUUUGAAUGUAUCUUCUGCACAAUCUGGCUCUCCACAUACAAGCUAAUGAAAUAUAAAUUACAUUUUGACAGACAUUACAUUUUAACCAGACAUUACCUGUUAUGCAUAACAGACAGGUGGGGUUAAGAAAACAUAUAUUUGCAAUUCUUUUAUAUUCGAUGCAGGUAUCAGUAGUAUGACAACAGAGCAACCAAGUCAAAAUCUGCCCUAUGAAUUUGUUUGUCAUUGUACGUGUUCCUAGUGUAUGUAAGCCACAUCUUAUGAUGAAAAAUGCAUGUUGAUACUUGAUGAUUAUGACUCGGAUUUCUUAGUUUUAUGCAUCAACCACUGAAAAUAUUAGCUUUAAUGGACUGUCAUCCAAUGAGUUUUAUUGUUUCUUUGCUAACUUUGUGGAUCGGGCAGGUAUGUGGGUCAGGUUUGUACCACAUAGUUUUUCAAACCCUGGGACCAUGUUAUUUUAAUAAGAAUUUUAGUAAAAUUUUGACAUGCCUUCAAACUAAAACCUACCCACCAGGUAAUCAGAUAAAAUUAUACUUCUGGAAUCAGUGCACAAGUUGUAUGAGAUAUAAGGCAUCAUGAGCUAAUGUUCAUAGUGGGAAAAAUCUUGAAAAAAUUAUUUCCUGUUGUGUUAAGACUCUUUACUUACUUUAUAAAACAUACAUUUACCCAAUAAAGAUGAAUAGACAUAAAACUAUACUGGUUUGUUCAUAUAUAUAUUUACAAAGGACCUUAUCAUUUGGAGACUAUGGGGAUAUAUUCUUAAUAUGUAUUUCCUAAGCAUUCAUUUUGCUACUGAAUGUGAGAAAGCCAGCACUAAGGGUCAAAAUAUAUUUAUUUUACAUGUGCUUAUAUAUAUAUAUAUAUAUACACACACACACAUAUAAAAUUUAAAUCCCUAAAGUUUCCUUUGGGGACUUAAUUUUCCUUUAUGGCAUGGCCAUUUUUUAAAUCCAUUUUGGUCAGAAUAAAGCACUUAGAAACUAUAAUACAUAUACUCAUCUUAAGUUCCUCUACAUUAUUUCUUGUAAUGGCCGUGAUAUAAAAGGAAGCCGAGUUUUGUCAUUCUCAUUUUAUGCUGUUUUCACAAGUUUUGCGCAACUUCGCCUGUUAAGAGCAGAAAGCAACUAAGAAUGACCACAAAGGCUUCUGACAAUUAAACAGCAUCAUGGUCUCAGUUCUGAGGUUAAAGCUAAGAUGUUUUUUACGUUAAGGUUGAAACUUUCUAGUUUUUGUAUGGAAUCUCUACAGUCUUUUCUCUGCAAAGAUAUUGCAUGCAAUCUCU